GCGAGCGCUGACGACAGCAGGUGAUUUUUUUCUGCAGCGCGCACACUCUCAGCAUCUUUUCUUGAUCACCCCCCUCCCUUGCUGAGCCGCAAAAAAGGGUGGGGCCGCCUCUCUGCAGCAGAGACGGCGGCGGCGGCGGCGGCGGUUGCAGCAUCACCAGGGGUACCGAUACGGCAGAGGCACUCUGCUCUGUCUGGGUUGGAGGUGACCGCUGCCGAACCCUACUAGGCGGCCGACUUGAACCAGACAGAAAGGAGACAAGAACCUAUUUGCCCAGCUCUCUCUAUGCGCCAUGGCUUAAUCCCACAGCCUCCUUGCCAAGCAUCUCCUCGCUCGGCCGGGGUCUGCGUGACACCGUAGCCGCAGGAAGGGCGCGCCCAGACGCCCUAGGCCUGGACUCUGGGACGCCGAACCUCGCUCUCAUCCGUCACGGGCCACAGCAGGUCCUCUGCCGAAGGCGUUUGCAGACGGUAAUCGAGGGACUUUGUGGACUUUAUUUCAGCUGUAUCUCGUCCUCAGGUGCUCUUUGAGGGAGGAGGACAAGGAAAACGGCUGCUAGGGGGAGGAAGCGGUGGGAAUCACAUUGUCGGGUCUGGAUUGGGGUUAAAGGGAGACUGGGGGUUUGAUUUAGGACCACCAAAAGAGAGAGAGGACCGGUUUUGCACCUAGCAUCAUGGCGUGGCCGUGCAUCACAAGGGCCUGCUGCAUCGCCCGCUUCUGGAACCAGCUGGACAAGGCGGACAUUGCGGUGCCCCUGGUUUUCACCAAGUACUCGGAGGCCACGGAGCAUCCAGGGGCCCCGCCGCAGCCGCCAGCGCCGCUGCAGUCAGCGAUAGCGCCCCCCUCGCGCGCUGUCGCCAUAGAGACGCAGCCGGCCCAGGGCGAGUCGGAUGUAGUUGCCCGGGCAACAGGGCCGGCGCCCGGGCCCAGCGGCGACCGCGAGAGUGCAACCGCCCCCGGCCGGAGCGGCCCGGGCCUGGGCGCGGCCUCGGGCUCCACUUCCGGCUCAGUCACCGCGGACUCGGUGAUGCGACAGGACUACCGCGCCUGGAAAGUGCAGCGGCCAGAGCCCAGCUGCCGGCCGCGCAGCGAGUACCAGCCUUCCGACGCGCCCUUCGAGCGCGAGACCCAGUACCAGAAGGACUUCCGCGCCUGGCCACUCCCCCGCCGCGGGGACCACCCCUGGAUCCCCAAGCCGGUGCAGAUCCCUUCGACUUCUCAACCUUCCCAGUCUAUUCUUGGGGUGCCCAAGCGUCGUCCGCAGAGCCAAGAGCGCGGGACCAUGCAGACCUCUACCGAAGCCCGGGACCCGGAAGGCGGUGGAGGAGCCGGGGUGCCGGCGGCGGGAAAGGCUUCGGGUGCAGACCAGCGCGACACACGCAGGAAGGCGGGACCGGCCUGGAUGGUGACUCGCACCGAAGGGCACGAGGAGAAGCCGCUGCCCCCGGCCCAGUCCCUGACCCAGGAGGGCGGCCCUGCAGCUGGAAAGGCCUCGGGUGCAGACCAGCGUGACACACGCAGGAAGGCCGGGCCCGCGUGGAUGGUGACUCGCACCGAAGGGCACGAGGAGAAGCCGCUGCCCCCGACCCAGUCCCUGACCCAGGAGGGCGGCCCUGCAGCUGGAAAGGCCUCUGGUGCAGACCAGCGUGACACACGCAGGAAGGCAGGACCGGCCUGGAUGGUGACUCGCACCGAAGGGCAUGAGGAGACGCCUCUGCCCCCAGCCCAGUCCCUGACCCAGGAGGGCGGCCCUGCAGCUGGAAAGGCAUCUGGCUCAGACCAGCGUGACACACGCAGGAAGGCCGGGCCCGCGUGGAUGGUGACUCGCACAGAAGGGCAUGAGGAGACCCCUCUGCCCCCAGCCCAGUCCCUGACCCAGGAGGGCGGCCCUGCAGCUGGAAAGGCCUCGGGUUCAGACCAGCGUGACACACGCAGGAAGGCCGGGCCCGCGUGGAUGGUGACUCGCACAGAAGGGCACGAAGAGAAGCCUCUGCCCCCAGCUCAGUCCCUGACCCAGGAGGGCGGCCCUGCAGCUGGAAAGGCAUCUGGUGCAGAUGAGCGUGACACACGCAGGAAGGCAGGACCGGCCUGGAUGGUGCGUCGCUCUGAGGGGCACGAGCAGACACCCGCUGCCCAAGCCGCAGGGCUCGAAGGCGGCAAAGGGCGCGCCGUGGCAGAUGCCCUCAAUAGGCAAAUCCGGGAGGAGGUGACGAGUACAGUGAGCAGUUCCUACAGGAACGAAUUCAGAGCGUGGACAGAUAUCAAGCCUGUGAAACCGAUCAAAGCCAAGCCCCAGUACAAGCCCCCGGAUGACAAGAUGGUUCAUGAGACCAGCUACAGCGCCCAGUUCAAAGGAGAGGCUAAUAAGCCCACUGCAGCUGACAACAAGGCCAUGGAGCGCAGAAGAAUACGAAGCCUCUACAGCGAGCCCUUCAAGGAAUCCCCGAAGGUAGAGAAACCUAGUGUUCAGAGUUCCAAACCAAAAAAGACCUCAACGAGCCAUAAGCCCCCGAGGAAGGCCAAAGACAAGCAGGUGGUAUCGGGCCAGGCUGCCAAGAAAAAGACCACAGAGGGCCCCGGUGCCACCAAACCCGACGACAAGGAGCCAAGUAAAGAGAUGAACAAUAAACUGGCUGAGGCGAAAGAGAGCCGGGUCCAACCCGCCAAGGAUGCACAUAAGAAUCAAGGUCCUGUAGCCAAAGAACCACACAAGGAUCAAGGGCCUGUGGUCCCAGGGCUUCCAAAAGGCCAAGGGCCUGUGGUCCCAGAGCCUCUGAAGGACCAAGGCCCCAUGGUGCCAGAACUGCCAAAGGACCGAGUUCCUGUGGUCCCGGGCUCGUUAAAGGACCAAAGCCCUACACCCCUGGGCCCACCAAAGGAUCAAGGUGCUGUAUUCCCAGGGCUCAUGAAAAAUCUAGGUCCAGGGGCCCCAGCACCAGCCAAGGAUCAAGACCACGUGGCUUCUGAGCCUUUAAAGAAUAAAGAUUCGGUCAUCUUAGCACCAGCCGAAGCCAAAAGCCCUUUGCUGCCGGAGCCUCUGAAGAAUCAGAGUCCCGUGGUUCCAGCAAGAGCUAAGGAUCAAAUUUCCCCAGCACCAGCACCUUUAAAGGACCCAGGUCCUGUGACCCCCGAACCUGGGAAAGACCGAGCUCCUUUGAAAGACCCAGGUCCUGUGACCCCCGAACCUGGGAAAGACCGAGCUCCUUUGAAGGACCUAGGUCCUGUGACCCCUGAGCCUUGGAAAGACCGAGCUCCUUUGAAGGACCCAGGUCCUGUGACCCCUGAACCUGGGAAAGACCGAGCUCCUUUGAAGGACCCAGGUCCUGUGACCCCUGAACCUGGAAAAGACCGAGCUCCUUUGAAGGACCCAGGUCCUGUGACCCCUGAGCCUUGGAAAGACCAAGCUCCCGUGGUCCCAGAGCGUAGAAAGGAGCAGAAUGUCACAGUCACGGCACCUUUGAAGAGUGAAGCCCCUGUGGUCUCUGAGUCCAUGAAGAAUCAAGGCUUAGCAGACCCAGUCAAAGGUACAGAUACAGUGGUCCCCAGGCUUAUGAAGGGAAAUGAUUCUGUGUUUGUAGCACCUAUAAAGAACCAAGGUUUAGUGACCCCUGAGCCAGUGAAGAGCCAAGACCCCAUUAUCCCAGCACUAGCCAAGGACCAAGGUCCCAUGGUCCCAGAGCCUCCAAAGAAUCAGAGCCCUGUGGUCCUUGGGCCUGUAAAGAAUCAAGACCCUAUAAUCCCAAUACCUCUGAAGGGUCAGGAUCCCCUGGUGCCAGCCCCAUCAAAGGACCAAGGUCCUAUGGCCCCUGACCCUCUGAAAACUCAAGGUCCUAGAGGCCCUCAACUGUCCACAGUCUCAUCUUCACCCCCAGUCAUGAUCCCAACAGUUCCCCAUGCAGAAUAUAUGGAGGGAUCCCCUUGACUCCCCUGAAACGCCAUGAAGGAUCUGGAAGUGGAGGAGCUCCCCUCCUGGGGAGGCAAAGACAUAUAUUUAAUCUGCAUGAAACCGUGCUGUAGUCUUGCUGGAAUCUAAUAAAACCGGUCCCUCUGCCUCA
Molecule: messenger RNA, 4055 nt
Organism: Peromyscus leucopus (white-footed mouse)
Lineage: Eukaryota; Metazoa; Chordata; Mammalia; Rodentia; Cricetidae
Gene: Map6
Product: microtubule associated protein 6
Exons: 4
Coding region: 674-3922 (1082 amino acids)
Biological process (GO): dendrite morphogenesis; microtubule cytoskeleton organization; positive regulation of axonogenesis
Cellular component (GO): cis-Golgi network; Golgi-associated vesicle; axon
Molecular function (GO): calmodulin binding; microtubule binding
Source: RefSeq, a predicted model, not a curated record